This is a messenger RNA of Daldinia vernicosa, 804 nucleotides long. RefSeq names its product ATP synthase complex subunit H-domain-containing protein. The record is from RefSeq and is a predicted model, not a curated record. Lineage: Eukaryota; Fungi; Ascomycota; Sordariomycetes; Xylariales; Hypoxylaceae. Gene Ontology annotation, biological process: proton motive force-driven ATP synthesis. The coding region runs from base 158 to 550 and encodes 130 amino acids. The transcript has 3 exons.
UUCGGCGCUAAGAAAUCGAAGGACGAAAUGCAACGGCGAAGGAAAAACCUCAAUCGCAACUCUCGCCCUCUUUCUCUCUCUCCACGAUCAUACCACCAACCACCACUCACCACUCACAUAUCGUCAAUUGAGCAAUCCCCAUAAACAGACGGACAUCAUGCUCGUGCAAUUAAGGGUUUCGACUGCUCGGUCGGCCGCUUCGGCUAUCACCCGCGUGGCGAGGGUAAACGCCGUUAGAGGAUUCAUCGCCCCUACCGUUUCGCGACGAGCCGACUUCGUCCAGGAGCUCUACCUCAAGGAACUCAAGGCCUACAAGCCACCGCCCGUCAAGGACUCUGACGCCGCCGGCCAGGUCCAGAACUUCACACUACCCAAGCCCCCCAAGUCGCCCGAGGAGGCCGACUUAGCCAGCAGCCUGAAGGAGUACGAGAACAUGGCUGUCGAGGUCGAAGGUAACGAGGGCGCUGCCAACUCGUCGACACCCGCCGUCGUCGAGGACUGGCUGGUCGAUGAGGAAGAAGACGAGGAGGGCGCUGCUGCUCACCAUUAGAUUCGUACCGAGAGACUUAAUUACCUACCUACGCGAGAGGAGAGGCUGAGCCGAGAGGAAAAAGUUAUACCGGGAGGAUGAGGAAGACAGAAGAGAGAAAGCGAGGCGUAUUACACAUACUCCAGUGUUAUGUUAAGUCGUCUAAGAGGUGGUAGAGAAGAGAGAUCCCUAACGUCGUCCAUGUACAUUUAUUCCUAGGAUCGCUGGUGCCAAAAUCACAAAUAGAUCCUUCGUCAUCGAAGAGCUUACACUUA